UGAGCGGCGAAAGCCGGGAGGGCGAGGGAGAGUGCGAGCAGGCAGCAGGCAGCAGGCGGGCAGGCGGACGGACCGCACGGACGGAGGAAGCGAGCGAGCAGUGAGUGAGCUAGAGACGGCGGCCGGGUCCCGAGGGCAGCCGGAAUUCCUCAGGUCCCCCUGGCCCCUCCCCGGAGCCCACAGCGCCUCCGGUCUCCAGCGGAGCGGACACGGCCCGGCCCGGCCAUGGCCUCGUUGCUGAAGGUGGAUCAGGAAGUGAAGCUCAAGGUUGAUUCUUUCAGGGAGCGGAUCACAAGUGAGGCAGAAGACUUGGUGGCAAAUUUUUUCCCAAAGAAGUUGUUAGAACUUGAUAGUUUUUUGAAGGAACCAAUCCUAAACAUCCAUGACCUAACUCAGAUCCACUCGGAUAUGAAUCUCCCGGUCCCUGACCCCAUUCUGCUCACCAACAGCCAUGAUGGACUGGAUGGUCCCACUUACAAGAAGCGAAGAUUGGAUGAGUGUGAAGAGGCCUUCCAAGGAACCAAGGUGUUUGUGAUGCCCAAUGGGAUGCUAAAAAGCAACCAGCAGCUGGUCGACAUCAUUGAGAAAGUGAAACCUGAGAUCCGGCUGCUGAUCGAGAAAUGUAACACGGUGAAAAUGUGGGUACAGCUCCUGAUUCCCAGGAUAGAAGAUGGGAACAACUUUGGAGUGUCCAUUCAGGAGGAGACAGUUGCAGAGCUAAGAACCGUUGAGAGUGAAGCUGCAUCUUAUCUGGACCAGAUUUCUAGAUAUUAUAUUACAAGAGCCAAAUUGGUUUCUAAAAUAGCUAAAUAUCCCCAUGUGGAGGACUACCGCCGCACCGUGACGGAGAUUGAUGAGAAAGAAUACAUCAGCCUUCGGCUUAUCAUAUCAGAGCUGAGGAACCAAUAUGUCACUCUGCAUGACAUGAUCCUCAAAAAUAUCGAGAAGAUCAAACGGCCCCGGAGCAGCAAUGCAGAGACGCUGUACUGAGGCCAGGGCCAGGGCCAGGGGACUCUGUGAGUCUGGCUCAAGACCGACAUUGCCUUGGUUUGUUACCUGACUAUCGUGAUGGGGAAACUGGCUGGAAAUAGUAUCACACCUCUCUGUUUUUAGUUAGAGUCGAAUGAAACUCUCAUCUAGU
Lepus europaeus (European hare) is the source of this 1141-nucleotide messenger RNA. RefSeq names its product proteasome activator subunit 3 (gene PSME3). Gene Ontology annotation, biological process: regulation of G1/S transition of mitotic cell cycle; regulation of proteasomal protein catabolic process; positive regulation of endopeptidase activity. The record is from RefSeq and is a predicted model, not a curated record. The transcript has 11 exons. The coding region runs from base 226 to 990 and encodes 254 amino acids. Gene Ontology annotation, cellular component: cytoplasm; nucleoplasm; proteasome activator complex. Gene Ontology annotation, molecular function: endopeptidase activator activity. NCBI's taxonomy places the organism in Eukaryota, Metazoa, Chordata, Mammalia, Lagomorpha, Leporidae.